Messenger RNA from Thyridium curvatum, 1686 nucleotides. RefSeq lists its product as uncharacterized. The record is from RefSeq and is a predicted model, not a curated record. NCBI's taxonomy places the organism in Eukaryota, Fungi, Ascomycota, Sordariomycetes, Thyridiales, Thyridiaceae. The coding region runs from base 1 to 1686 and encodes 561 amino acids. The transcript has a single exon.
AUGAUUUACCAGCCUUCGGCAGGCCUACCAUUCAGCGAGCAGGAUGGCCUCUACUUCUCCCUGUUCCGCAGCCACACCGCGAACGAACUGUCAGGGUUCUUCGAUAAUGUCUUUUGGUCCCGGAUCGUCAUGCAGGAGUGUCACUCGGAACCUGCCAUUCGACACGCCGUGGUGGCCCUCGGCGCACUGUACAAAACCCUAGAAAAGGCCACUGAAUCUCCCCCUAGCUCACCAACCGACAGUGGUCUGCUCAUGGACAGCGCGCAUCGCCACUGGGAGGUCGCGCUCAAGCAGUACUCGAAGGCUCUCGAGGCCUCCAUCUCCGCCAGCAGGCAGGAUGUCGGUGCGCACAGGACAGUCUUGAUGGCCAGUGUGCUGUUGGCCUGCUUUGACUCGUUUGUUGGUGACCAUAAGAAAGCCAUCCUGCAAAUACAACAGGGCCUGAGAUUCCUGGAAAGCCUGCGCGCCGAACGGAGACGCUCCUUUGCUCCAAAACCCGAGGAGCCUGUCGAAGACGAGAUCAUCCAGAUGUUCACUCGUCUUGCUAUCCAGGCCAAGUCGUAUGACAUGGCCUUCCACUUCCCGCAGCCACACGUCAUCCGGUUACUACCUUCACCAACUGAUCCUUUAUCGCCGGCCGCUGAAGGGACAUCGCCUGUGUCGAUUCAUCAAGAGCCGAUCCCUCCGCAGUUCCCUUCCCUGCUAGAUGCGAGAAUCGCGUGGGACACGCUCCUGGAGCGCGUGUUCCGGUUCACCGAGCUCAUGUUCCAGUUUGUCAGUGCGGGAUCAGCCCCAAACAUCUUGCCGAAUUCCAUGACCCAGUACGGCCAACAAUUCCAGGCCGAUCUCCGGGCAUGGUCGGAUGCUUUUGAACCCCUUCUCUCGUCACGCUUCGCCCCUAGCGUCACUCGCCAGGAGAAGGCGGGCAUAGCGGUGCUGAAGAUGUUUCAUCUGAUGGGAGAGAUUCUAUUUGCCAUGACAUUCAGCGACAGCGAGAUGCAUUUCGACAAAUACCGACCCCAUUUUAAGACCAUUGUAGACCUCGCGCAGGAGGUUGUCGGAGACGAAGAGAGGAGCGCCAAGGAGAAGCGAUGUCCCAACCCGGGACGCUGCACACACCAGCGAAACCAUCCACCAGAUGUCUUUGGCGGCAACGACUACGCCGCACACCAUAUCAAGGCCAGCUUCAGCGCCGAUCUUGGCAUCGUCCCGCCGCUCUACGUGGUAGCGACCAAGUCGCGCGAUCGACAGAUUCGACGUCAAGCCAUCCAGCUCCUGAGGAGCAGCUCUCGGAGGGAGGGGAUGUGGGACAGCGAGCUCAUGGCCCGCAUUGGAAUGUGGGUGACGGAGAUCGAAGAAGAGGAGGAACUCUUGACGCCCAGGGAGAGUCCCGUCGCGUUCUCGCGGCCAUUCUCCGACGCCGGUUCGCCAAACGGCUCGCUCGACUUUGGAGAGCGGCCGCUCGGCCCAGGAGGCAAUGCAAAGUGGGAAGACCGCCGCGAGAGCAUCGUGUCGACGCUCAGCAACCGAUCCCAGCCGAAGCCCAUACCGGCCGAGAAGCGAGUUCUCGUCAAGUCUUGCGAGUUUGACCUCCGGGAACACAAGGCUGUUCUGCAGUGCGGCACUCGUGGGUUGGCAGCUGGAUCUCUCGACCUCAAGACACGACGGACGACAAUAUCGUGGUGA